AUGGAGACAUCAAAAGAUGUGGAUGUUAUCUCCUACUUGGAAGAAAAGUUUCCUGAGCUUGAUCCAGACGAUGGCUUCAAAUAUCCGUGUAGAUAUCUGAUUGAUUCGUCUCACUUACCGGUAAGUUCUUAAUUUUGUCUGUUGAACUUCUUUAGGUGUUUGCGGAUGCUAUCCACACGCUGUUGGAGUUUGGAAUGAAUAUUUUGUUUUUUCCUGACGUCGAGGGAAUAACAAUAAAGAACUGUAACAUUGCCAGAACAGCAGCUGGAGAAGUUUCAUUCAAUACUGAGUUCUUCGGUGCUGUGAGGACAUACGAAUGGCCUGAAAGAUGUCCCUGUGCUUCAGUUUUGGUAAGGGAUGUGUUUAUGUUGUUGAAAAAGAUUGGCAAUCACAAGAACGUCGAGCAUCUUAUACUUGACAUGGAGCCGUUGGCUGAUGGUAUGAUUGGAAGGAUAACCUACAGAACCGAUGCUGAAACGACUAUCAUUAUGAAGACAUGUGAAAUAUACGCAAAUAGUCUGCCAAAGCAGGAAGUCCCGCCUGAGGUUACCAGUCUUCUGAAUAUAGCUGGGCGAGAGUUCAGGAAUGUUAUGGUAGCUUGUGGGAAGGGCAAAGAAGUAAGUUAUUUAUUUCAUUUAAAAACGCGUAAUAGGUAUUCAAGGUAACUUAUAACACUUAGAAAUGUCUUUCAUGUUUUGUCUUUGAAUUACAUUAUUCUAGAUAGGACUGUAUAUCUCACAAUAUGGGGCUGUUGCUCACACAAUAUGUAGUCGGGCUAUGAGAGCAAAAGCAAGUCAUAGUGUUAUUCAUAUAAAGGACCUGGUCAACGCUAUGGUAAUGAAGGAAGAAACGUUUGUUGAGGUAGGAAGAUGAACAGAUUCUUGAUUAGUUUAGGUAGAUGUGAAAGAUCUGUUGUUGUUGGCACAGUUUGCGGCUGCAAACGAUGAAGUUAUGAAGAUAUACUUCACGGACACAGAGGAGCCUUUGUUUGUUGUGGUAGACAUGAGUGGAUUGUGCAGUAUCACCUUUGUUUUGUCAACUGGAGCUGUCGAUUCGGUUAUGGUGAAGAACUUUGUUGGACAGAUGAUUCCGUCUUUAUAUCAGUAAGUUUUUUAAAGAUUUAAGUCAAUUCUUCGUUAAAUGGUAAGCUUUUUAAAAUGAUUUUAUGGUUUUAGUGAUGGGUAUUCUUCAUCGAUCAGGUUGAUAACUCAACUUCCGAUAGCUGAUAAUAAUGUUGAUGUGGUGCAGAUAGACACAGAUGGAUUGAAUGACGACCAGAUCAUGGAUCAUAGAGUUCUCGGUGUUAUUCCAAAACCAUUACCUACACAACCUCAAGUGAAUCGGGCUUAUGAAGAGCUUACUGGAUUGAGUCUAAAUGCAUGGAAUAUUCAUGGAGAAGUCACACAGCCUCAACUUGUUAUUGACGAGGCAUGUUUUAUUUAUACUUAAGGUUUUUAGCUUUUAAACAAACUUCUUGGAAUAUAACUUAUAUUUUGUUCUAGAACCCGAAGGAAGUGAUUAACAUAGAUGUCGAUAAGAACAUUGUCAGUCAGGUGGUUGAAGAGAUUGUCAUAGACGAACAGGAACAUCACCAUGUUAUUGAGCAAAACGAUGUAACUCAAGAGAUUUUUUAUGAUAAUAUUGAUGAUGGUCGACGACUUGUUCUCGAACUAAAUGAAACGCAUCAUGAUGUUGUUCAAGAUGAAUAUUAUGAAAAUCAAACUACCGAUGUGAUAAAAGAAGUGACAACUCAAAGUGAUGUUGUACAUGAUGGACGUACAGACAAAGACGUUGAAAAUCAUUAUACUGUUUUGGACAAUAACAGCGUUGAAGGUGAAGUAAAUGCUCACCUAGAUGUCGUUUUUGGUAAUGGUAUUACAGAUCAGCCAUCUAAUAUUGUACAUGAAAACCCUAUCUCCCAAAAGCGAACCCAGAGUCAGUUCUCUAUUCGUCGGUCUUUAAAAUUGAAGUCUCAAAGAGACUGUAUCUUGGACUUCUUGGAUCGGCCGGUGGACCAGAUUGAUGUUCGUACUGAGCAAGUAUUAAGAGAGAACACCGAAGUCAAGGUUGGAGGUAUAACUGCACCUGCUGAGAUUCCAGGUGUAUCAGAUGACAUAACAAUGGAACAUACGUCUUCGAAUUCAAAUUUAAACAACUCACUUUAUGAUUCUGUUCAUGACGUAUCUGGGCCUACCACUUCUCAAGAAGAUGCUAUAACUUCUAUAAGUCACGACACUAACAGCUUAAGGGAACGUCAAAGGUAUGCCUUGUGUCUUUAGUAAUGAAACAUGUUUGUUUCAAAACAUGACUAAUAUUAUGAGUUUGAUAUUAAUAUCAUUUUAGUGUGCAUGAGGAAAGCAAGCCCUACAGACACACGUUAUUCGAAGACAUUCCAGUUACUGACCCAUCCGAAUGUACAGAAGAGGCUUUUCUCCUUCAGAAAGAAUCCGAAUUCGUCCGUCCUGGACAUGACCGAAUACCAACACGAAUGGAAGGAGGUAUUAUCAUUAGUUUUACGAUUUAAUUGUCUUGAAAUAACAAAAGAGGAUUAAGUUAUUAUCAUCACAUUACUUUUAGGGGCUCUGGUAUCAGGGGAAGAGCCAGAGAUUGUACACUUUGUCAACUUGAGACCGCGACACUUUUGGGAAGAAGCAUUUGCAGUACGACCGGUGAAUACAGAUGACUAUGACGACUGA
Bursaphelenchus okinawaensis is the source of this 2696-nucleotide messenger RNA. The record is from the annotation of a GenBank genome assembly. Lineage: Eukaryota; Metazoa; Nematoda; Chromadorea; Rhabditida; Aphelenchoididae.